This is a messenger RNA of Erigeron canadensis, 1527 nucleotides long. RefSeq names its product zeatin O-glucosyltransferase-like. Gene Ontology annotation, molecular function: UDP-glycosyltransferase activity. The transcript has a single exon. Lineage: Eukaryota; Viridiplantae; Streptophyta; Magnoliopsida; Asterales; Asteraceae. The record is from RefSeq and is a predicted model, not a curated record. Bases 72 to 1469 code for a protein of 465 amino acids.
AAUGUCACCCUUGUCAUGCUAUAGUUGUAUAGUUCAUAAAAAAAAAAAUAUUAUUGUUUUUUCUCUAAAAUAUGGCAUCUAAUAAAGAAGUGGUGGUAGCAAUGGUACCCUUUGUAACACAAGGCCAUCUCAACCAACUCCUCCACCUCUCCCGCAUCAUCUCCGCCUACAACCUCCCUGUCCACUUCAUUUGCACCGCCACCCAUAUCCGCCAGGCCCGUUUACGUGUCCACGGCCCAAACUCACAAAAUGACAACAACAACAACAUUAUUUUCCAUGAACUCCCCGAUCUUGACUUUAUAUCCCCACCUCCUAACCCAAAUGGCCCAAAUGGAUUCCCUUCUCAUCUUAUCCCUUCUAUUAACUCGUCUCUUAAUCUCCGCGGGCCAGUGGCCGAUAUAAUUCGUUCUUUGUCGAAAACGUCUAGGAGAGUCGCGGUCGUACAUGACUCUGCCAUGUCUUACGUCGUGCAAGACGUGAAAAUGAUACCAAAUGCUGAGACGUACGUCUUUCGUGCACUUUCUGUUUUUUACUCUUUUUGUUUUAGUUUUGAAAGGCUAGGGAAAGAGAUUCCGUUUGAAAACGAAACGAUACGAAAGAUACCGACUUCGGCGGAAACAAUGAGUCGGGAAUUUUUGGAGUUUGUCAAGAUUCAAUAUUCGCAUCAAACGUUUCAUGUUGGAAAUAUAUAUGAUUCAUCUAGAGCUAUUGAAGGAAGGUUUCUUGAAAAGCUAGAAAAAGAUGAGAUAUAUGGUAAAAACCAUUGGGCCGUUGGACCGUUUAACGGUGUGAAGAAGCUAGAGACCGAUAUCUCGGCUAGUUCACAAAACCGUGACACAAGCUUGCAAUGGCUAGACAAGCAACCUUCAAAGUCGGUGAUUUAUGUUUCUUUUGGCACGACGACUACCUUCACGGAUGAACAAAUCAAAGAGCUCGCUAUCGGGCUAGAGAAAAGCGGGCAAAGAUUUUUGUGGGUGUUAAGGGAUGCCGAUAAAGGGGACGUGUUUAAGAAUGAAGAGGGUAAGGGGGUUGGGUUGCCAAAAGGAUUUGAAGAGAGGGUACAGGGGAGAGGGUUGGUGGUGAGAAAAUGGGCCCCCCAAGUAGAGAUUUUGGGUCAUUCGGCGACCGCUGGGUUUGUAAGUCAUUGUGGGUGGAACUCCUGCAUGGAAGCAUUGACUGCAGGAGUUCCAAUCGCCACGUGGCCUUUCCAUUCUGAUCAGCCACGCAACGCCUUUUUGUUGGUAGAUGUUUUAGGGGUCGCAUUGACUAUGAAGGAGUGGGCGAGUAGAAAUGAGGUUUUAACAUCGGCAAAGGUGGAGGAAGUUAUAAGAAAGUUAAUGGAUACGAAGGAAGGGACUAUGAUAAAGAAGAGAGCGGCGGAUUUGGGUGAUGAUUUGCGGAGGUCAAUGGAUGAAGAUGGUGUGACAAGCAAAGAAUUGGAUUCACUCAUUUCAUAUAUCCGUAGGUAGUGUAUGUAGUCGCAUACAUGUUUCUCACGGUAAUAAAGUUAUUGUAAUAAAAAUGUAA